AAAAAAUGGAGCACCCUCCAUCGCAUCCCUCCCCAUGUGGCCGCUCGCUCUCCUGCCCGUGCUCGCUGCGCAGCCUGCCCUUGCGGCCCUCCAUGAGCUUUGGUGGAACCUGACCUACGUCGACGGGGUCAACCCUGACGGUCUCGCCCCUCGCCGUGCCAUUGGCGUGAACGGGACAUGGCCGCCCCCCAUGAUCGACAUGAGCAGUAACGACACGCUUCUCCUCCAUGCGACCAACUCCCUCGACACGGUCUCGACGCUCCACCACCACGGCAUGUACUUCAACUCGUCGUCGUGGAACGACGGUGCCGUCGGAGUCUCCGAGUGCGGUAUCCCCCCCGGUGGCUCCGGGUCGUACGCAAUUGACAUUCCCGGUUCUGGACAGUGGGGGUCUUACUGGGUGCAUGCGCAUGCUUCUGGACAAUACGUCGACGGACUUCGCGCACCAUUCGUCAUUCACCCGCCCAAGGAACACUACACCUACGACGACGACUUCACUGCGGUGUUGGGUGACUGGUACCAUGACGAGCACUCUGUCCUGAUGAAGCAGUUCGUGAGCAUCGCCAACCCCGGCGGUGCCGAGCCCAUCCCUUCGUCGGGUCUCAUCUACUUUGCCCAUAACGGCCAGUACCUCGGACCGGCCGCAGGCACAUCACCCCAAUCGGGCACGGCCGUUGGUUACAACGAGAAUGCGACUCUCCCCUUCGAGGCUGGCAAGACGUACCGUAUCCGCGUGAUCAACACGUCCGCGUUCGCGAUGUUCUUCUUCUGGAUAGACGGCCACAACAUGACUGUUGAUGGCACGGACAUCGAGCCCUUCCCGAUCGACCUGCUCACUGUGACUGUCGCCCAGCGCUACUCUAUCCUCGUAACUGCGCGCAACGACACCUCAGCCAACUGGGCUGUCCACGCGAACAUGGACACGGACAUGUUCGAUCGGGUGCCGCCUGCCCUGAACCCGAACUCGACUGCGUCGAUCACGUACUCGUCCUCCGCUCCGCUCACGAACUUGGGAACGAUCGACGCGUACUCGGACGUUGAUGAUAUCCACAUGACCCCGGUUGACCUCGUUGCCGCUCCCCAGUCCGUUGCGCAGACCCUCGAGCUGGAGUUCAACUUUGACACGAUGGACGACGGCACUAACCAUGCCAUGAUCAAUGGAGUCACGUACAACUCCCCUCUCACUCCGGCCAUCCUGAGUGCCUUGACUCUGGGCGAAAAUGCGACGAUAGCCGAAGCGUAUGGUCCCCAGAGCUUCGUUCUGAAUCACCUCGAUGUUGUCGACAUCGUGGUCAAAAACGGGGACGCCGGGAAGCAUCCUUUCCAUAUUCAUGGACACAAGUUCCAAAUCGUCGAGCGAUCGUCCGACUACACCUCCAGCGAUCCCUCGGUGAUCACCAUCGCCAACCAGACCAAUCCUCUUCGUCGGGACACGAUCCAAAUCGAGAGCGGAGGCUCUGCCACUCUUCGAAUCGUCGCGGACAACCCCGGUGUCUGGUUCUUCCACUGCCACAUCGAAUGGCAUCUGGAAGUCGGACUCGCAAUCCAGCUCAUUGAGGCACCGAUCCAAGCACAGCAAUUCGCCGCCAACGUCCCGUCCUUCUUGGCGGAGAACUGCGCCGCACUGGACUUGCCUUUCUCGGGCAACGCCGCGGGCCACACUAACCCGACGGAUCUCCAGGGCCUACCGCUGGGGCCGUUCCCGCAGAACAACGGUUGGCACGCGAAGGGGAUCGGUGCGAUGGCGGGCUGCGUCUUGACUGCCUUGCUCGGCAUGCUCUCUGUUGUGUGGUACUCGCUCGGCGGCCAUAUCUCUGAGGAGGAGCAGGAGCAGGAGGUCCGUGCGCGGAUCGAGGCGAAAGAACGUCGGGGCAAGUUCUUUGGGCUGCUGAAAAAGAAGGACUGAGUUCCUGGGGGGCCGGGCACACGAAUGCUCGGAGGGAUGUACGAUUAGAUGCUAUGACAUGUAUGCGAAUGUAUCAUGACUUGAACGGCCCAGUAAUGUCUCCUCUGCUCGUGUUUUGGGCCCGGCGUUUGUCGGGCCGGCGACUGAAUGACGUGCGUAGGUGUUUAUCGCGGUGCUUCGGGCUUUUUUGAUGCGACCUGGGAAGUCGGUCUCGACGACAGCUCGCCCGACCCUAGAGUAGCCUACCACGCAUGCUCGCACAUGUUAAUCCCAUCAACCACUUGGUGAUGAUCUGUCAUCUACACCGCCGCUGUCGGGGACGCACCCCGGGGUGCACCAUGGCGAGGCUGGACUCAGUGAAACACCGUGGUCGGGCAAUUGGGUGAUGCCCGAUCCAACCUGCAGGCCCAAGCACUAGUAUUAAAAGGAUGAUGGUGAGACAUCCCCUCAUUACACUACGCACUACACCCCCCGACAUAUUCUGUAAUGGCCUCUGAGAACCUUCCCGAGCUCGUCAUCCGAGAGGUCACCCCGGAUAUCACCACAUUCUCCAAGCCAUUCGCACGGUUCAACAUCCUUCCCUUUGGCGGGCGCUCGACGGCGGUCCGACUGGCCGGCGGAGACGUGUGGGUGCUGGCGUCGACGCCGCUGACGCUGGACACCAAGGCAGCAAUCGACAAGAUGGGUCCCGUAAAGUACAUCAUGGGCGCCGAUGUGGUGCACUACCUGUACCUCGGUCAAUUCAAGGCAGCGUACCCUGAAGCGAAGGUGAUCGGGGUUGAGGCGCUUAUCGAGAAGAUGCGAAAACAGGGUGUCGAGCUUGACGGAGCAUACGGAAAGGACGCCCCCGAGACCAAAUACGGAUUCGAGGAUGAGGCCUCGCAGCUACUUCCCCGGAUUCGCAAACAAAGACGUGGCGUGGUUCCACGCCGCAACGAAGACGCUCAUCGUCGCUGAUCUGCUAUUCAACCUACCCGCAACCGAGCAGUACUCGAAGUCCAAGUCUUCUCCCAAGGUGCCGAUCUUUGGGAAAUUAGAUCCGUGGGGCUCUGUGCACAAGUACUUCGUGUGGAGUCAAGGGAAGGACAAGAAGGCCAUGAAGCGGGAUGCACAGACCGUGUUGGACUGGGCGCCGGAGCGGAUUAUCAUGUGCCACGGGGAUGUUAUCGAGAAGAAUGGGACGGACGCCUGGCGGGCGGCGUACUCCAAGUAUUUCGACAUGGCCUGAAGGAUCUUGCGGCGAUAAGUUAUACACAUAUACUACUACACACAUAUGGUGGCAUUGCUACGUUUUGGAACAAUCACUGAUCUCACAUUACCCGCCAACAUCAAUACUCGACAAGCCGCAAGAGCUCUCGCGCUGGAUCCGAGUCUCUCACGGCUCUCUCCUGACGCCACAGUUUCCGAACGCUCAACGCAUUCCGCACCAGAGCUCUCCCCUUGGCGCUUUUGAGAUCAGCAAAAGUUUUGCGGAACUCGGCCGUUGCAUCUGCAAGUGUCCCAGUGAUGUUCCUCGGCGCGUCGGAGCGCAGAGAUGGGCCCAGCUGUGCGCCUGCGCGGAUCUGCAGAGGUAUUCAAGAUGGGAAGCUUUGAGUUUGAGGGGAUUUGCAGCGCAGCUUACCUGGAAGAGUUCGAUUGCAACAGGCGCUGGCCCCGUUGACAAAAGCACUGCAUUGACCGCCUGUUCAGCCCCGAUGGGCCAGACAAUCAGCGGAAUACCCUGAGUGAGCGAUUCCGUGAUCGAGCUGAAUCGAGAGAGAUGAGUUCGCGGGUCAUGAUAGAGGAAGUGUCGUCCGCACUUGUAGCCCCCGUGCGUCAGAACCCAUCCAACGCAACCGCUUUGCAGCACGGCUUGCUGCUCGACCCAGAAGUCGCAGACGAGCCCGCGUCCACUGUUGUGUAUCCGGUUGACAAUGUCUUCCGGGAGCGAAGCGAGCUUCCCGGCCAGAACGAAAACGAACGGUAGUUCCUCGUCUAGUUGCAGAAGUACAUCGACCAUCGCGUUCACGUGUUCCGGAGUCGCGCGGGGGAAGAACAGCGAGCUAGCUCAAACGCAGCUGCGUCAGCUGAAAUUGAACUGGAGGGAGAUGAGCAGCAGGAGAUCUCACCCGAAUGAGAUGUACAAGACAGAUCGGGGUCCGUGUUUUUGGAAUUUAUCCUCCAGGAACCGCUUCAGUUUCUCGUUGCUCAGUUUCGCGUUGCGGGGGCACGGAAGUGGGCCUCCACUCCCGCCGCAGCUGUCGUCGAAAUACGAGUCGUGCAUCUGCGGGCCGACGGCGAAUACCACCUGCCCGCGCGCGCGGUAGAAGUCUCGCACGGGGGAGAUGGAGCCAGGCUCGAGCGCCGCGCUGCCGAGCGCGAUGAAUGCGUCGACACCGGCGGACAUCUCGGCGGCGGAGUAGAUCACGGAUGCUACACCGUCGGGAUCGCCGGCGCCGCGCGCGAUGUGUUCGUAGUCGUAUAUAUCCGGGAUCCCAGGAAUGUGCAGCACACGGCCAUCGAGUUUGUCGCUGCCGUUCCAGGCGGUGAUCACCUGUACGCAUCGGUCAGAGGAGUGACCGGUAUCGGAGGCUGACAAAGGAAGAUAGAUAUCGAACGCACAUCUACGAUGAUCUUUUGUUGGGUCCUCCCCUCUCGUUUUGCCUCGUCUUCGGAGAUCUUUCGUACGACUCGCGGGAAGUUGUAGGUGUCCAGCACGUCCGGCAUUGUGGUGACCCCGCUCGAUGUGAACAUGACCACCUUCACGCUGAGCCCCAGCAGCUUUUUCGUCGGCUGGAACACGAAUCCGCCGCCAAGGAAGUCCAUCUGGCCACCAUAUCAGGAUACAUGCGAGGGUUGCGGCGGAGACACUGACAUGCACUGUCCGGGGCCUGGGCCAUUUGGUCGACGCGUCUGUCGCCAUGAGACCAGCCAAGAUCUCCAGCCAGCCCCCCACAAGCUCUUUCGUCGCUUGCUCCAUAAUCGCCGGAGUAAACUCCGCGCUGGAGAAGAAACCCUAAGUACAAGUGCAACGCACAUGGAAUCCCAUAGGGACGGCCGAGGACGUACUUUGCCGAGCCGACACCGAGAAUCGACAGUCGACGCGCGUCGUAUUUGCAGCCCUCCAGCUCUCGUUUCAUCUUCGGUACUGCCAGUGGGUGAGGGUGUGAAUUUCGGCUUUGAGAAGCGCGAUCGACG
Mycena citricolor is the source of this 5083-nucleotide messenger RNA. The record is from the annotation of a GenBank genome assembly. Lineage: Eukaryota; Fungi; Basidiomycota; Agaricomycetes; Agaricales; Mycenaceae.